CACGAUACAUAGCUAAGGACGGGAGACAAUAGUGCUACUGUGGCGAAUGAUCCAGUAAACAGGCUGCACAAGAUGGUCGUAUUCCAUUAUCGCAUCCAUACAUAUACGGCGCAGGGAGUGUUGCAGUCGCUGCGCUUCUUUUCCGAGAGAUAUCCGCUUCGCCCACAUGCAUGCAACCUUUUGAGCCUGAUAAUGACCCAACCUCCAUCCCCAACCUGAAGAAAAAGAACAAUAACAGAUCACGAAACCAUCAAAUAAACCUGAAAAUUAGUCUUUAAUAUUUCUUUUUCACCUUAUUGCAGUCAAUUGCCUCUUCACCAGCAAUGUCAGGCGCCGAGCUAAUUGGGAUCAUUUCAGGCAUCAUCUCGAUAGUGGAUGCCUCGCUCAAAAUUUACGAAGCCGUCGAGGACACCUCAGGCCUACCACGAUGCUUCCGCAAUGUGGCUGCUCGUCUCCCCGUUGUCCAAGAUACACUCGAAACAGCGAGAGCGACCUUAGAAGAAGAAGAAGAGGGGGAAGAAGAAGAAGACAAGGAAGAUAAAGAAGAAUUACAGAGGGUGAAAUCGCGCGACGCCUUGGUGAAGAUUCUUGAGAGCUGUUAUGACAAAGCGACCGUGCUCAACAAGACUUUACAGACUAUAAUGCCUAAACAAGGCACAUCCAAAACAAAGCGCUAUGUCAAAGCGAUCAAGAUGUUUCCCGCUGCCGACAAAAUCGAGAGUCUGAUGAACGGCAUCUUAAACGAUGUACACGUAUUGGCUGCGAAUCAUUCAGUAAAAUCAGCCACUCGGACGCAGGUUAAUAAUCUUAUGGACAUGAUAAGGAACAUGAAAGCUGAGAAACGAGAGCCCCUAUACUUUGGUCGCCGUGCGACCGUAGCAUUGUGCAAUAUGGGCAGAGGAUCACAGUUCGUCUAUGAUGGACAAGGCAAUCAGAACGUCUCAAUGGGAACAGGGGUACAGUUCAAUGGAACAUCAACAGCGCCACUGCAUAUCACACUGACAGGCAUAUGACUCGCAUGGAGCUCUUCUAUUACGGACAUUGGUUAUGGGUUACAUGUACAUAGAGAUGUUAAAGCUAUUAGGCGCCUAGAUCGCCUCAAGAAUGAUCCACAUCGACUAAAGAGCCUUGAAGGAAUCAUUGCAGUCGACCUUGCCAGACUAAGCAUGCAGAGCAUCCCGUGUGUAUGUAUGUACAUUAUAUUACCUCCCUGGUCCAUGCUACUUCCGCCAAAUCGGUUUACCAAGACCCUGUUUAGAUGUAUCUUCAUCCACGUGCUCUGAGUAGCUCUUGGAUGUCAGGAUAAUUCUCUCCAUAGUGAUAUGCCGUAUAUCCGCC
Messenger RNA from Trichoderma harzianum CBS 226.95, 1338 nucleotides. RefSeq lists its product as hypothetical. The record is from RefSeq and is a predicted model, not a curated record. Bases 324 to 1013 code for a protein of 229 amino acids. NCBI's taxonomy places the organism in Eukaryota, Fungi, Ascomycota, Sordariomycetes, Hypocreales, Hypocreaceae. The transcript has a single exon.